AUGAAGCUUAACGUUUGUGUUGUUGUGGGGUUGACUGCCAUCUGUCAAGCCGAACAGCUCUCAGUAAUCCCCAUCAAUGAGACGACAUGUCACUCUCUUCCGAAGGCUUCUUCGAUUGAAGUCAUGCCUAAAAAUGUGACUACAGCUCACUCAACUCUCAAGCCUUCGUCAAUUGGAGUCAUUCCCAUCGACGUGGUGACAGGCCACUCCCUCCUCAAACCCUCGCCAAGCCAAGCCCCAUCCAACUACACAUGCACGCAUGAGGACACGAACAAACCAGCCACCGACAACCGCCCGGCUGAAGUCCCGUACUGGGGCUUUAAGCAAAGCUGCACCGAAAUCCACGGCGACGGAGGCGAAGCAGCAGUUAUUUGGGCCUGCUGCGACACGACCCACGGCUACGGCAUCCAGAAUCGGUUUCGUCUAGGCCAGUGUAUCGAGAACGCGCGCGGGAAGCUAAUCCCGCGCAAGAAUGGGGGUUUCUGGCGCACGUGUGAGGAUUGUGGGCUCAAGGAUCCAGAGAGGCCGACCGUGUAUAGCUGCAAGUGCUGGCCUAUGCCUAGGCAUGGGGCGAAGCAUGAGCGUGUGGAGGCUGAGAUCGAGUUGAACGACUUUAUCGGUAACGACCAUGGCAAGUUGGUUUGCUUCGGCGUCAGGGAACAGCGCUACUGGGGAAAUUGCACCAACAACUUUCCUUGGGAUAAGUAG
Messenger RNA from Colletotrichum paranaense, 708 nucleotides. RefSeq lists its product as uncharacterized. NCBI's taxonomy places the organism in Eukaryota, Fungi, Ascomycota, Sordariomycetes, Glomerellales, Glomerellaceae. The coding region runs from base 1 to 708 and encodes 235 amino acids. The transcript is spliced from 2 exons. The record is from RefSeq and is a predicted model, not a curated record.